AUGGCCUCAAUCGAUAAUACAACAGCAACCAACUCAACAUCAACAUCAACAUCAACAUAUCCACCAACAGUUCAAACAGGACCAGUUAGAGCACACGAUCAACCAUAUGCUCUCUAUGGACAUUGGGGUAUUACUUGGCUUUAUCAAUUAAGUACUGAUGAAUAUGCUUGGAAUGACUACAUCAAACGUAGUAUGGACUUCAUAGAAUAUGGUACUUUCAUAAUUACAAGUAAUCAUGAAAAAAUGGCUACAUGGGAAGACGCUCUGGCUUCACGCACAACUCUGAAAGCUACGAAGUCUAAAAGUAACAAAAAACAAAAAAAAACAUCUGAUCCAGAGUUUUGCCGUAAGAUUAUUGCCAUCGCCAAGCGAAAUCCUAUGGCGGCUAUUGCAAUAAUCGAAGAAGAGGCACCCGAAGAAUACUACAAAGAUAGUGCAGCGUAA
This is a messenger RNA of Adineta steineri, 444 nucleotides long. The record is from the annotation of a GenBank genome assembly. NCBI's taxonomy places the organism in Eukaryota, Metazoa, Rotifera, Eurotatoria, Adinetida, Adinetidae.